CCCCAGACUCCCCGCGUGUGCUUUGCGAUUUCCGGACAUGCACGCCCCAAAUGUAUCCCGGAGCAAUAUUGAUCUAGACUAUAGCACGCGGUACAGGGGGCGAUAACCGGGACGUCUUAUCACACCAAGCUUGUCGAGGGAGAAAGCAUCAAGCGGACUUGCGAAAAAGUAUUUCAAAGGUCGUGUGCCCCCCUCGACUCGACUGCCUUUCAUUCAAUCUUCUCUUCAGCCUCUUUCAGACUUUGAGACCGUCUUCUUCCGUCGCUUCUUUCUAUCAUAUACUUCCUUCGUCAUGGACAACAUUGAGAAGGCCUCCAACACGGAGACUACUACCACGCAUCCUAUCAAAGAUGUUGGUGGCAGGCAGGCAGAUCAAGCAGCCCUCUUCCUUGCGGAGGCAGGUACUGAAAUUGUUCUUACUGCAGCUCAGGAGAAGAGACUCAAACGGAAGAUCGACUGGAUCUUGCUUCCCAUGCUCUUCUUGACUGCUACACUCGGUGCCGUCGACAAAGUCGCCUUGAGCACAGCAGCCAUCUACGGACUUCGUACGGACACCCACCUUGUUGGCCAGCAGUACUCAUGGCUCGGCUCGAUUUUGAGCUUGGGUGCGUUGGUCGGCAUGUUUCCAUCCUCGGCCUUGUUGCAUAAACUCCCAUCCGCCAAGUAUCUCUGUACCUGCUCAAUGGGCUGGUCUGCCAUGGCUCUCUUCAUGCCGGCUUGCAAGAAUUGGAGCAGUAUGAUGGCCGUCCGUUUCAUAAUGGGCAUGUUCGAAGCCAUCAUCGUCCCCGGUAUCUCUUUGUUGAUUGCGGGCUGGUACAAGAAAGAUGAACAACCUCCCAGAAACGCACUGGUGUUUGCCGCCGCCAGCUCCGUAGUCAACGGUUUCCUCUCUUGGGUCAUCGGUCACAUUCCCGACAGUGCCCCGUUGGCUAAGUGGCAGUACCUCUACCUCCUCAUCGGAUCUAUCUCAAUGCUCUGGUCUAUCUUUGUCUUCGUCUACCUCCCAGCGACUCCAAUGGAAGCCAAGUUCUUGAACAGGGACGAGAAGGUUUUCUGGGUCCAGAGACUUGCCGGAAAUAAGACUGGUAUUGAGAACAAGGUCUGGAAAUGGGACCAAGCCCUCGAGGCCGUCAUCGACCCAAAGACCUGGCUUAUUUUCUUCUUCAACAUCGCCAUCAAUAUCCCUAAUGGCGGCUUGACCACUUUCAGCGGUAUCAUCAUUUCAAACCUUGGUUUCACCCCGGUCAAUGCAUCCUUGCUGUCCAUGCCCACUGGAGUCAUGUCUACGCUCUCAUCUUUCGUCUUCUCAAUGCUGGCAGCGAAGUUGAACAAUCGCCGAUGCCUGGUUAACAUUGUUGCUUGCUGCGUACCAAUUAUCGGCACUGGCAUUCUCUAUGGUGUCCCUCGCAGCGCCGUGGGUGCCCAACUCGUCGGCUUGUACCUGGUAUACACCUACUUUGGACCCUAUGCUGUCGGUAUCUCCCUUGCGCAAGCCAACACUUCAGGUCACACAAAGAAGAACGUAUCUUUUGCCGUCCUAUACAUCGGAUACGCUGUUGGGAACUUAAUAGGUCCCCAGACAUUCCGCCAAAGUCAAGCGCCAGGGUAUACUGGCGGUGUCGUGGCGAUGCUGGUCUGCUACUGUGUCUGCAUCGCGUUGAUGAUUGCAUACUGGCUCUAUUGCCUGACUCUCAAUAGGAAGAGGGUUGCCUUGGAGCAGACGUCCAGCGAAGAGGAUCUGGUGGAAGUCUUCCAGGACAUUACCGACUUCAAGAAGGAGAAUUUCAAGUAUACUACUUAGGCAAUCUACCGGCGGGAAAAGUGACUCGAGUUGACAGUCUCGUGUCAACCCCUGUCAAUAGCAAACUAGAUAGCUGGCAUGAAGAAGGUUGGGGGUUCUGAGGGUAUCAAGGCAUUAAUUAUCUUUGUAGGACCGAAAUGGCCAGAUAUCCACCAGUAAUCGAG
Exophiala oligosperma is the source of this 1965-nucleotide messenger RNA. RefSeq lists its product as uncharacterized. The record is from RefSeq and is a predicted model, not a curated record. Gene Ontology annotation, biological process: transmembrane transport. The transcript is spliced from 2 exons. Gene Ontology annotation, cellular component: membrane. Lineage: Eukaryota; Fungi; Ascomycota; Eurotiomycetes; Chaetothyriales; Herpotrichiellaceae. Gene Ontology annotation, molecular function: transmembrane transporter activity. The coding region runs from base 293 to 1801 and encodes 502 amino acids.